AUGGCGCCCUUUGAGUAUGACCGUAUUAUCGAGAUCGGCAAGAAAAUCGAGAAAAAGCUGGGCAUUCCGGGCGUGUCGAUGAAAGACAUGUACGCCGAUGGGCAGAUCAACCAAAACCUUGUCAUCAACGCCAUGUAUUCCAAGCUUUACAACGAGGCAUAUGGCACCCUCUGCGAACGCCUUCUUUUGCGGCUGGUCGAGCACACUGGGCUCAACUCGGUAGACGAUAUUGCUCGAUCACUGAAGUGCCAGCCGAGUGAUGACUCCCUGGUCAACAUAUGGCCACAUGAGCGCUCGCUUUCCAUGCUCGAAUACAACCUUCUGUGCUAUGUCUUUGAAAAUAUUGGCCACCGCAUUGACCCAAACUACAAUCCGUAUUCCGCUGCCAACACAUCUGCAGACAACGCCCCGCAUAAGCCCAGCCAGCUGACAAAUAUGCCGCAUUACCAGAAAUCUCGCGAGGAUGUGCGCAGCUUGUCAGAUGCUGUUGUUCAUGCUGAUUCUCCGGUCAAAGCAGCCACGCAGCGCAUCAAAUUGAAGCUGGGGCGCGUGUACAAUCACUUGCCCUUGUCGCACGAACCAACGCAUCAGUCAGUGGAAAGCUUUAUCGCAUCAAACAUAGCCAGCAAGACCCGGGGCAGGCGAGUUUCAAGGCAGCGCUUCAAUCUACAGUCUGCUCGUAAAAACCUUUCAAAAAAUGUGCGGUCUAGAUCGCCCGCGUCUUCAGUGGUUGCGAUCGACAUGCCGUCUAGUCCAGAUUAG
Kickxella alabastrina is the source of this 762-nucleotide messenger RNA. RefSeq lists its product as uncharacterized. The transcript has a single exon. The coding region runs from base 1 to 762 and encodes 253 amino acids. NCBI's taxonomy places the organism in Eukaryota, Fungi, Kickxellomycota, Kickxellomycetes, Kickxellales, Kickxellaceae. The record is from RefSeq and is a predicted model, not a curated record.